GUUUUUUGAGAGAGAGAGAGAUAAGAAAAGAGAGAGGAGUUUUUAGUAGACAAAGGGAGAGGCUGAGAUUACCAAAUUGAAUGCUUUACCAAACUCACAUAACCAUCUCUUCUUGACCCAUUUCUUUUUUUUUUUUUCUUAUUCUUUUAAGAUCUUUUCUUCUUCUUCUUCUUCUUCUCGCCACCGCUCCUUCCUCCUCGUCUCUCUCGUUCGUUCUUAUUCUGUUCUCAAGGGUUUUUAAGAUAAGGAAAAAUGGAACAAGCAGCGUUGAAGAGCAGCAUCAGGAAAGAGAUGGCUUUCAAAACCACUCCUCCGGCUUACGAAGACUUUCUUGCCGUCACCACCACCACCACCACCGCUCAGAAUGCCGACGAUUUCUCCGUUGACGACUUGCUUGACUUGUCUAACGACGACGUUUUCGCCGACGACGUUUUCGCCGACGACGACACUCUCCUCCUUAACCCUCAAGAACAACAAGACAUGGUCCUUGACGAACUCAACGACGACGGUGCUGACGCUCUCCCUCGUCGGAGCAACGAUUUCUCCGGCUGUGACGACUUCGGAAGCGAACUCUCUGUUCCGGCGGAUGAUUUAGCCAACCUUGAGUGGCUAUCUCAUUUCGUGGAGGACUCCUUCACGGAAUACUCGGGUCCCAACCUCACCGGAGCCCCGACUGAGAAACCUGCGUGGUUGACUGGCGACCGGAAACACCCUGUCACUCCUGCCACGGAUGAGUCCUGUUUCAAAUCCCCUGUUCCAGCUAAAGCCCGUAGCAAACGUCACCGCAACGGAGUCAAGGCCUGGUCACUCGGUUCUUCGUCCUCUUCCGGUCCUUCCUCGUCCGGUUCGACCUCCUCCUCCUCCUCUUCUGGUCCUUCCAGCCCGUGGUACUCCGGCUCUGAGCUGCUCGAUCCUAUGGUCACGUCGGAGAGGCCACCGUUUCCCAAGAAGUAUAAGAAAAGGUCUGCCGAGUCAGCUUUCUGCGGUGGUCAGCUGCAGCAGCCUCAGCGGAGGUGCAGCCACUGCGGCGUUCAGAAAACUCCGCAAUGGAGAGCCGGCCCAAUGGGAGCUAAGACUCUGUGCAAUGCGUGCGGUGUCCGGUUUAAGUCGGGUCGUUUACUACCCGAAUACAGACCCGCUUGUAGCCCGACAUUCUCGAGUGAGCUCCACUCCAACCACCACCGGAAAGUCAUGGAGAUGAGGCGGAAGAAGGAGCCAGCCAGUGACAACGAAACCGGUUUAAACCAGCUGGUUCAGUCCCCACAAGCUGUACCAAGUUUUUGAAGAAAUAGGGCCUUAAUUAGAGCAGAGAUUUAGGAUCCGAACCGGUUCAGUUGUUAGCAGCCCCAAGUUAGUUUCUCAUUGACUUGUUCUCUCUUGUAUAUUACUUUCAUUAUUUUUAGCAUUUACCUUUUCCUUUUUCUUUUAUUUUUCAUGCUAGGAGUCUCGGUAAGUUCUUAGUAACUGAUUAGGUAAAAAAACUCAGUUGUAUUGUACUCUUUUUCGCUUCAAUUUUUUCAGUUUUAAUUUUCACAUUUCAAUGUUUCUGCGUUAUGGCA
Molecule: messenger RNA, 1559 nt
Organism: Camelina sativa (false flax)
Lineage: Eukaryota; Viridiplantae; Streptophyta; Magnoliopsida; Brassicales; Brassicaceae
Product: GATA transcription factor 5
Biological process (GO): cell differentiation; positive regulation of DNA-templated transcription
Cellular component (GO): nucleus
Molecular function (GO): sequence-specific DNA binding; zinc ion binding
Source: RefSeq, a predicted model, not a curated record